UAUUCACAUGAACGAUAUAAUAAUGGACAAGAAUUACAAAAUAAGCGAACGCGACUUGGAUAUCCGUUUGGAUCUGGAGUUCGUGGACAGUCUGCUGAAGGACCUUCGACUGGAGGUGGAGCCACAGGCUCGUGGCGUAAUCCUUGAUCUGGCUUACACUUUGGCUAGGGACAAACUGGUCGAGGCGAAGCGCUUCGCCAAUCUGGCCAACCGCACCAACGUGAGUGUCGAGGAUCUGGAGAUGACGAUCCUGGAGCGGACCGACGAGCUGAAGAGGAGGCCCGCCCAGCAGCCGCUGAAGUUCCUGCCGCCCAACCAGGCAUCGCUGCCCUCGCCGACUUCGAGCCGGGGCCUAUUGCUGCCCACCUGGCGCCACUGUCAGGUGGGCAUGAUGGCCGAACUGAAGGACCCCGAACCGGCCCAAGCGAAUCCCAGAAUCGGAGUGGCACCGGCUCCCACCGUUCCGGGUCGUAAUAACCCCAGCUCCAGUGGAAUUCCACCCAAGGGAUCUGCGAUUCCGGGCUGUCCCCCGCUACUUUACAUGGCACGUCCCGGUGGGCCGAACACCUCUACCGUCUCACCUGCUGUGGUCUCAAAACCCGUGGUUCGACCCAGCGCUAAUCCUUGUUCAACUUCCGGGAUCGCCAGCGGAAGACCUGGGAUGGCACUUAAGCCAGGCUCUUCUUCGGUUGCCGCUGCUGUUGCUCCAAGAAGCAUUCCACCGGCCAUGAAAAGGGCACGCAUGCAGAAAUAG
Molecule: messenger RNA, 754 nt
Organism: Drosophila takahashii
Lineage: Eukaryota; Metazoa; Arthropoda; Insecta; Diptera; Drosophilidae
Biological process (GO): DNA-templated transcription initiation
Molecular function (GO): protein heterodimerization activity
Source: RefSeq, a predicted model, not a curated record